AUGGCUGUUACCACCCGCAUUGGCUACGCCACUGGCCUUGAUAGCUACCUCUACCAAAAGCCCCAGAACCCAGACUCCUUGUGUCCAUUAGUUCAGAAACUCGAUCCCCACGAGUAUAUCUAUGGGACAGACACAAUUGACACCAUUCUCCACGACAAAAGCUUCCGGGAAAAGUCGAAACAAAAGUUGUUGGGAGCAAUCCGGAUUCCAUCCGAGUCCUUUGAUGAGAUGGUCGAUCCCGGCACCACCGACUCUUUGGACGAGUUGUACAAGCUCGAGCCAGUAUGGGAACAAUUCGAGAAGUUGCACCAGUACUUAGAAAAAACCUUCCCUUUGCUGCACAAGCAUUUGAAACUAGAAAAAGUCAACAAGUUUGGCUUGGUCUACACCUGGCAGGGUUCUUCAGACAAGAAACCCAUUUUGUUGACGGCCCACCAGGACGUUGUUCCUGUUCAAGAGGCCACUGUCGGUGACUGGAAAUUCCCUCCCUACGAAGGGGGCGAGGACGGCAAGUUCUUGUACGGCCGUGGGGUCUCAGAUUGCAAAAACCUAUUGACUGGGUUGUUGGAGACUGUAGAGUUGUUGCUUGAAGAAGGAAAGUUUGUGCCAGAGAGAACCAUUAUCUUGGGCUUUGGAUAUGAUGAGGAGUCUCAAGGAAAGGGUGCAGGGUAUAUUAGCAAGCAUCUUGAGGCUAGAUAUGGGCCCGACUCGUUCUUGCAAAUCAUUGAUGAAGGCAGCUCCGGGUACAAGGAGUUUGAGGGGCUUAAAUUUAUUCUUCCAGCUACUGCUGAAAAGGGUGCAUUGAAUGCCGUUAUCGGGUUGUACACCCCUGGUGGCCACUCUUCAAUUCCACCUGAACAUACUUCCAUUGGGAUUUUGGCUCAGUUAAUCAACGAGAUUGAAGCUGUCCAAUUUGAGAGUAUUCUCACUAAUGCUAAUCCUGUGUUGAAUACCCUUCAGUGUGUAGCAGAGCACUCCAAGAGCGUUGAUAAAACAUUGAAGAAAAACAUCUUGAAGGCCCACUUCGAUCAGAAUGCAAACAAGAAGGUCAUCGAAUAUUGGACCAAAAAUCCAGGUGAUAAGUAUUUGAUCACCACCUCCCAAGCAGUGGAUAUAAUCCAAGGUGGUGUGAAAUCCAAUGCCUUGCCCGAAUACGCGGAAGUCUUGAUUAACAGUAGAAUUGCUGUGGAGGAAUCGGUUGAUUCGACCUCUUCCAAGUUGCUUGACCAAGUUCAGAAGAUUGCCAAAAAGUUUGACCUCGGGGUUGUUUUCGAGGGCCAAGAGGUGGUGAAACCCACUGAAAAGGGGCACUUUGACUUUACUUUGCCCCAAACUUUGGAGCCUGCGCCAAUCACUCCCAUCAACGAUGAACUCUGGAGCGUUUUUGGUGGUUCUUUGAGGUACUUGUAUGAGGAGUUGCUCUUGCCCAACGAAAAUUCCACGUUUGUAUUGGCUCCAUUCUUGUCCACCGGCAAUACUGACACCAAGUCGUACUGGGACUUGACCAGAAGCAUAUACCGCUACCAGCCGGGACUUCCCACACCAAAUUCCAACAUCCACUCGGUUAACGAGAGACUCAAUUUCGAUGGUCACCUUGGUAUUGUUGCAUUCUACUAUUACUACUUGCAAGUCGUCGAUAAGAUAGAAGAUAGCAAGUUUGGGCACUGA
Molecule: messenger RNA, 1668 nt
Organism: Suhomyces tanzawaensis NRRL Y-17324
Lineage: Eukaryota; Fungi; Ascomycota; Pichiomycetes; Serinales; Debaryomycetaceae
Exons: 1
Coding region: 1-1668 (555 amino acids)
Cellular component (GO): fungal-type vacuole lumen
Molecular function (GO): metallocarboxypeptidase activity
Source: RefSeq, a predicted model, not a curated record